AUGCGUCUUCUGGACACCCGCAGCUUCGAACUAGCAGAGUUCGUCGACAACGUCCCCAAGUACGCAAUUUUGUCGCACACAUGGGGCACCGAAGAAGUUCUCUUCGACGAUCUCCAGGGAGGAGGCCGCCCCUCAACCGGUGCUGGAUGGGCUAAGGUUAAAGGCGCGUGCGACCUGGCGCGCAGCCGUGGAUUCGCCUGGAUCUGGAUCGACACUUGCUGUAUCAACAAGAGUAGUAGCGCGGAGCUCUCGGAGGCGAUCAACUCGAUGUUCAAAUGGUACCAGCUCGCCGAGGUGUGCUUUGUGCACCUUGCAGAUGUCGGCUGGCACGCACAUUCUGCAGGUUGCAGUGAGAUGGACGAUGAGCGAAUACGUGGCAGCCGAUGGUUCACGCGCGGAUGGACGUUGCAGGAACUGCUUGCCCCUAGACGCGUUGAAUUCUAUUCCGGGGGGAGAUGGCGACUUAUCGCCACUCGAGCGGAGCUGGGUGCGGUCAUAACGAGCGCAACGACGAUCGAGAGCGAUUACUUGAACAAUCGCCCUUUGCACACAGCGAGUGUGGCACAGCGAAUGAGUUGGGCUUCCAGGAGACAGACGACAAGAGUUGAAGAUACGGCAUACUCCCUUCUGGGCAUCUUUGGGGUCAAUAUGCCCCUGAUAUACGGAGAGGGCGAUAGGGCCUUCCAGAGAUUACAGGAGGCCGUGAUCAGGCAAAUCGACGACCCAUCCAUCUUCGUUUGGGGUUCCAUAUCCGACCUGGACGAUCCGAUGCCCUCGAAGCUGCUCGUAACCGUCCCGAAGACUGUGUGGCUGGACGGAGACUUGUCUCCUGCUUUCAUCCGGUUUAUGGCUGGACAGAAUCGGUUUCACCUAGGAUCUGGGAUCGACCGCGGGUGCAUUGUGAGGAGCGUUCCGAAGGGAUACCGGGUGGUGGAUGUCUACCCGAAGAUUGACAAUUUCAAGGUCAGGUCAUCCAUUGUGCCCUUUGAGGAACGGAUCAAAGAGUCGUACGGCCUCAACUAUCCCGCCAUUCUUCUUCUUGAGGGAUCCUCGGCAGAUCCGCGCUUGGCGUUGGUGCUCCAGUUUCAAUACCUUUCUCGUCAAGACGGCUCCGCGACCGAGCCAUCUUUUGUGGGAUCUCCAGAGUGGAUGAUCAACCGCGUCAUUAUUAUGCCCAAGGAUAAGAACAUUAAAGAGAUAGCAGGGACAGUGAGGUCAGACGCGAAGCGGUGGACGGCGGAUGAAGUGCGAAAAAUGACAAAUUCAACGAUGCGGCCUGGGAAAGAUUCUUUAUCCUCACACCCGCCGAGUCAACUUGAGCUUUGUGACAAAUUUGAUGUCACAGUCUCACAGCACGAAGCAUAUGGAUCAAGAUUGUUUCUCGUUGAUGUGAAGGAUCCAUCGGUCGAGGACGAGUCUGUGGAAGCAAGGGUUGAGAGCGAAUUCCAGCUGACGAGGCGGUCGGAACAAAAAUAG
This is a messenger RNA of Colletotrichum chrysophilum, 1476 nucleotides long. RefSeq lists its product as uncharacterized. The record is from RefSeq and is a predicted model, not a curated record. The transcript has 2 exons. NCBI's taxonomy places the organism in Eukaryota, Fungi, Ascomycota, Sordariomycetes, Glomerellales, Glomerellaceae. The coding region runs from base 1 to 1476 and encodes 491 amino acids.